Messenger RNA from Solenopsis invicta (red fire ant), 1518 nucleotides. RefSeq lists its product as uncharacterized. Bases 1 to 1518 code for a protein of 505 amino acids. The transcript has a single exon. NCBI's taxonomy places the organism in Eukaryota, Metazoa, Arthropoda, Insecta, Hymenoptera, Formicidae. Gene Ontology annotation, molecular function: nucleic acid binding. The record is from RefSeq and is a predicted model, not a curated record.
AUGGCAGCUGUUGUGUACCUACGGACAUCGUGCGAGGAAGAGGCAGUAAACAUCAGAUUUGUGGCCUCGAAAACCAAGGUCGCUCCAUUAAAGCGAUUGACAGUCCCCCGAUUAGAGUUAUCAGGUGCAGUCUUAUUAACCAAACUGGUCUCCCAUCUGUUACACGUAUUGGAAUGGAAGAAUCUACGCAUAAUACUGUGGACCGACUCAUCUAUCACACAUACGUGGCUGAACAGCCAUCCCUCUCGAUGGAAGGAUUUUGUCUAUAACAGAGUUUGUCACAUCCAAGAAACAAUACCUCAGGCCGAGUGGAGGUUUGUGCCAGGUACGGACAACCCGGCCGAUUUUGCUACACGAGGUCUAACAACCUCACAGCUGUCGGAGCUUUCAAGUUGGUGGUGUGGGCCUUCAUGGCUCUCCCAACCUUCGUCAGCCUGGCCAAGACUCCCUACGGAAAAGCCCAUACGAGAAAACCUUGAAGAAAGACCUACGAAGGUUCUUUCAGUUAACACCAAGAAUUAUACGCCAUGGGAUCUAAUCAAUCGAUAUUCCAGCCUUGUGAAGUUGUACCGAAUUACGGCCACUUGUCAACGAGCAGUCUCUCGUUUCAAAAGGUGUACCGCCAUGUCAACUUUCGGUCCUCUAACUACGCAAGAGUUAGUGGACGCUAAAUUCUACUGGGUCAAGGAAAUCCAAAGGGCUUCAUUUCAGGGUGAUCUACAGCUGCUCUCCAAGGGGCGACCUAUUUCAAAGUCAAGUCCGCUUGUCCGUCUCACACCAUUUCUAGAUGCCAAGGGACUUCUGCGAGUCGGAGGUCGUCUUCAAUUCUCUUCUCUUUCUCAAGAUGAAAAGCAUCCCCUAAUCUUACCAAGGGAAUCAACUUUGACGUCACUCAUUAUUCGAGAUGCUCACUUGAGGACCUUGCAUGGAGGCACACAGAUCACUUUAUCUCUUUUACGAAGCGAGUAUUGGAUUGUAGGAAGAAGAGCUCCUGUCCGAUCUCUCAUCAUCAAAAGUGUUAAGUGUGCCCGCUACAGACAGACAAGGGCAAAGCAGUUGAUGGGUCAACUACCCGCUACCCGAGUCUCGCCCAAUCGUCCUUUCGAACAUACGGGCAUUGACUAUGCAGGACCAUUCGUGACGAAAACGUGGAAAGGGAAGAACGCACGCACGUAUAAAUCUUACAUCGCGGUAUUUGUCUGCUUCUCGACUUCUGCAGUGCACUUAGAAUUGGUUACGGAUUACACUGCGGAGGCUUUCAUCGCCGCGUAUAAGCGUUUUACGUCAAGAAGAGGAAUUUGCGUCACGCUUUCAAGCGAUUGCGGCACUACGCUCAAAGGAGCAGACGCGGAAUUACGAAGAUUAUUCUCGCAAUCCACGGAGGAGUCAACCAAACUCGCCAGCUACUUGCAAAUGACGGGACGCAGUGGAAGUUUAACCCUCCUUCCGCUCCGCACUUCGGAGGGAAGUGGGAAGCGGGGGUUAAAUCGGUCAAAUACCACCUUCGUAGAGUUAUAG